This is a messenger RNA of Lemur catta (Ring-tailed lemur), 1753 nucleotides long. It is a transcript of the gene CTU2, whose product is annotated as cytosolic thiouridylase subunit 2. Gene Ontology annotation, biological process: tRNA wobble position uridine thiolation. The coding region runs from base 87 to 1646 and encodes 519 amino acids. Gene Ontology annotation, cellular component: cytosol. Gene Ontology annotation, molecular function: sulfurtransferase activity; tRNA binding. Lineage: Eukaryota; Metazoa; Chordata; Mammalia; Primates; Lemuridae. The record is from RefSeq and is a predicted model, not a curated record. The transcript is spliced from 15 exons.
UGCGGUGGCGUCAUCUGGGCGCGACGUGCGCCGGUACCGCUGCCGCGGCCGCGAACGCCGCCGCCUGGGACCGGACCCCGGCGGCCAUGUGCCAGGUGGGCGAGGACUACGGGGAACCGGCGACCGAGGAACCACCGCCGGCGCCGCGGCCUGGCCGGGAGCAGACGUGCGUGAAGUGCAAGGAAGGCCGGCCGGUGGUGGUGAUCCGGGCGGGAGAUGCCUUCUGCAGGGACUGUUUCAAGGCCUUCUACGUCCACAAGUUCAGGGCCAUGCUGGGGAAGAACCGGCUCAUCUUUCCGGGCGAGAAGGUGCUCUUGGCAUGGUCCGGGGGGCCUUCGUCCAGCUCCAUGGUCUGGCAGGUCCUUGAGGGCCUGAGUCAAGAUUCUGCCAAAAGACUGCGUUUUGUGCCAGGGGUCAUCUACAUUGAUGAGGGAGCAGCCUGUGGCCAGAGUCCAGAGGACAGGGCCAAGACGCUGGCCGAGGUGCAGCUGGUCCUGCAGACCUUCGGGCUCCCGUGGCACCUGGUCACCUUAGAGGAGGUGUUUGGCCUGCCGCCGGCGGUGCUGUGCUGCUCCGUCCCGGAGCCGGCAGGGGCCGAGGGGGCCUACAAGGCAGCCGUGGACAGUUUCCUCCGGCAGCAGCAUGUCCCUCAGGCUGAGGGCUCCCAGGAUGGCUCCAGCCCGCCCCAGGCGCAGGGGCAGCCGUGCCAGCCCCACCUGCAGAAACCUCUAGGCCCCCUGAGCCCGGCAGGGUCGCCUGCAGCUGCCCAGACUGAGGCUCUGUCCAGACUGUUCCACUCGGUGCAGACACUGACGGCCAAGGAGGAGCUUCUGCAGACCCUGCGGACCCACCUGAUCCUGCACGUGGCCCGAGCCCACGGCUACUCCAAGGUGAUGACUGGGGAGAGCUGCACCCGCCUGGCCGUCAAGCUCAUGACCAACCUGGCACUGGGGAGAGGGGCCUUCCUGGCCUGGGACACGGGCUUUUCAGACGAGCGGCACGGGGACGUGGUGGUGGUGCGGCCCAUGCGGGACCACACCCUGAAGGAGGUGGCCUUCUACAACCGCCUGUUCGCUGUCCCCUCUGUCUUCACGCCGGCCAUCGACACCAAGGCCCCCGAGAAGGCCAGCAUCCACCGGCUGAUGGAAGCCUUCCUGCUGCGGCUGCAGACCCAGUUCCCCUCCACUGUCAGCACUGUGUACAGGACAAGCGAGAAGCUGGCCAAGGCGCCCAGGGACAGCUGUGCUGCCGGCCCCCGCUGCCUCCUCUGCAAGUGCACGCUGGAUGUCGAUGACGCCGACAGUGCCACGGCCUUUGGGGCUCAGACUGCGUCACACCUCUCCCUGAUGCAGCCACCCACUGCCCUGGCUGAGGCUGGGACCCCCACAGCACCCUGCUGCGUUCCAGGGCUGUGCAGGACCCAGGGCUGCUGCGGGGGCACCUGCGGGAGGGAGAGCCCCCGCGUCUGUGUCAUCAAGCAGCUGUGCUACGGCUGCCGUGUGAACAUGGAGGACCUGCCCUCCCUGGACCCCCUGCCGCCCUACAUCCUGGCCGAGGCCCAGCUCCGCAGCCAGAGAGCCCGGGUCCUGCAGGAGGUCCAGGAGUAUCUGAUCCUGGACAGCGACGGGGAGGCCGCUGACAGCUGAGCCUCGAGGACUUGCGUGCGGGGACAGCGGGCACCUGCCCCAAGGAAGGCAAGGCGUGGGGGCCCCUGUGACUGUCUGUAUAAAUAAAAAUGUUUUUAAUUAGAAAA